UCCACAACUGUACGUUUCUCUAGAAACUUCCUGCCCCGCAUAACCAAACUGUGAAAAGGACUGUCGUCUGCGGUAUUUUCGGACCGAUACGUAUUUACUUCAAUACCAUCACCAGGUAAUCAUUUACCAUCAGGUGAUCCGUCUGCUCGUUUGCCUCCUGUCCCAUAAAAAAAGUAGCCCUUUCCAUCUCAUUUAAAUGUUUUUUUUUUUACUUUUCAUACAAGAAAACGAUUAACUAUCAUAUUUAUAGUGUGACAAGGAAGUAAAAAAAAAAUCCAGUGUAAAAGAAAUUUAAUUUUUUUUCGCUACCUUUUUAAACGACUCUUAAAUAUAUGUAAAAUACUCAGAUAACGAGUAAAAUAUACAAUGUCAUGAUUACGAUUUUGCUUAUUUUGAAACAAAAAAGACAAAUUAAUAUAUUCAGAUCUAUAUGUAUAGGCUUUUAGUUUACAAGUCUUCGUGGUAACAGGAAACUUGAAAUAAAAUCCAAAUGUCGACCAUUAAUAAAUACGAGGGUGACGACAUACUAUUGGUUGAAGAAUUAAAUUUAUCGGCACGUCAAAGCAUAAAAAAUAUAAUAGACAAAGAAGAAUGGACGUCUUACAGAGUUUUUGUAAAAGGAUUUGAAACUAAUGUAGGUAAUUUUUUUGGAUCAUUGCAAAAGGUAACCGUAAAUGGUAAAACCAAAGAUGACAGGGAAAAAGAGCUAAUUUUAUUCCUCAAAAACAUUGUAUGUGCACCUGAGGAAUUUUCAGUCAUCAACGUUCCAAAUAUUUUUCAGAGGGAAGGAUUUUUCUAUAAAGAGUUGUUUAACAUUUUUGAGAAAAUUCAAGAUAAAUACAACAUCGCUCACGGAGAAAGGUUUAAAACAGUGAAAGAGUUUAGCGAGUUAAAUAAUGAAAUUAUAAUUUUAGAAGACGUUUCUCAUGUGGGCUACAAAACAUAUGACAGAAUGGACGUUAUACCUUUAAAAUUUGCAGAAUUAGCCAUUGAACAACUGGCCAAACUAAAUGCCAUGUCCUUCAUUAUCCAAAAGGACAAUCCAAUAUUUUUUGAAAAUAACAUUAAAACCUUAAAAUCAGUGUUUAAUUUAGAUGCAUACUUUGAAGAUUAUCUGAGAAAAACAUUCGACAUAGCUAAGGAAAGUUUAAAAGAAAAUUUAAAAUGUAAACUUGAAAACAACUACCCAAAACUGGUUAAAAAUUAUUUAAAUAAUUUAAAAAUUUCAGUUGAUGAAUCUGUCUGUAUAGUUCAUGGAGACUUUUGGCCAAGCAACGUAUUAGUAAAAGAAAUUGGUAAUGAACCUACUGAUGUAAUCCUUAUAGACUAUCAGUUUGCCAGUUUUGCCCAUCCAGUUACUGACAUUUUGAAGUUCAUUUUUUAGGGACGGACCAGCAGUUUCGCAGAAACCAUUUGGAUGAUCUAAAGGCGUUGUAUUACAAUACUUUUGAAACUUUUUUGAGCAUUCAAUAUUAAGGGCUAAGGGAAUAUAUUCUAAAGAGCAAUUCGAGACAGAUUUCAGAAAUAAAUAUAGACUUUGGGUGAACAACUUUUAUAUUGUCUCUUCCUUUUAUUUUUGCAAUAACUAACAGUGCCCCUACGGCGCAACAAGGACUUGACAUGGCGUUUGAUUUAGAUGAGCGUUAUAAGGAAAGACUUCAUGGAGUUAUUGAUGACUUUAUACAGUGGGGUUAUUUAUGAACUUAUUGCUAUCUGGUGCAAUGUAUUAUGUAA
Messenger RNA from Ostrinia furnacalis (Asian corn borer), 1734 nucleotides. RefSeq lists its product as uncharacterized. The transcript has 2 exons. NCBI's taxonomy places the organism in Eukaryota, Metazoa, Arthropoda, Insecta, Lepidoptera, Crambidae. The record is from RefSeq and is a predicted model, not a curated record. The coding region runs from base 491 to 1384 and encodes 297 amino acids.